Messenger RNA from Trypanosoma conorhini, 360 nucleotides. RefSeq lists its product as uncharacterized. Bases 1 to 360 code for a protein of 119 amino acids. NCBI's taxonomy places the organism in Eukaryota, Euglenozoa, Kinetoplastea, Trypanosomatida, Trypanosomatidae. The record is from RefSeq and is a predicted model, not a curated record. The transcript has a single exon.
AUGCCCGCUCAAUUCCUUUUGUUGGUUUUAUAUUUCUCUCUCUUUUGGUCCGUCUAUCGCCCUGGGGCUCCUCUUACUAUCGCUUUUUUUCUGGGGGGGGUGCCGGCAACGGAUGCGGCAAAAGCGGCAGGUAGAAGAAAAAAAAAGCGAGAGAGCGGGCGAGACAAACCGCGGAGGAAGUUGCACGAGGGAACAAAACUCUUUUUUUUUUUUUUUAUUGUCGGGGGGAUGAUCCCCGUCCGCCCUGUUGUUUUUUGCGGCGGCGUGUGGAGGGGCUCGGCGGUCAGAGGAAGCCAAAGUAGUGCGUCGGCGGUGGGUCUUUUUGUUGUUGUCGUUCCCGCAUCUCUGCCGAUGACUUGA